AUGUCAUCUGAAUUUAUGCUUCAAUUCUAUGAACCUCACCGCGUCUACUGGAGGGGUCGAUGGAAGGCUUCUGGUAAUACAUGGGUUUGUGUCCGGCCGGUCAUCGUUAAUACACAGAAGCCAAGAUGGUCUUCCGAUAGCCAUGAGUUUCUUUCUUGUCAUGAAUGGCCUGUGGAGUUGGCGACUCGUGUGAGCCCGUUGUCCGUAUUCCCAUGUAUUACUGGUUGCUUUCUGUCCUCUCUUCUGGUGGGCGCGGCUGGUAUCUUUUUGUCUGUUGCUUCCGCCAGUGGGGUCUUUCUGCCAGUGGGUUUGUUGCUUCCCACUGGUAGGCCCUUUCCUCCUACCAGUGGACCUGUUAUCUCUCGCCAGUGGACCUAUUAUCUUCCGCAGAUAGGUCUUUUUAUAUUACGGCCAACUGCCCAUUUUUCUUCCAUUGAGCCAUUUAUCCCACUGGCGGGUCUGUUGCUUCCUGUUGCUUCUAUCAACAAUCAAUUUGCCUCUACGGCGGAACAAAAUGGUUCCAUUCCUGCCACAAAAUUGUUGGCUAUCGCAUGCCUUUUGGGCACGUCGUCAAAAGCCGAUACGGCUCACCAGAAGCCCAACAAGGGGCGCAAGAGAAAAGGCCAAACCGGCCAACAGCACUGGCCCAAGAUGCGCGCCAGGUCAGAGGCCAAUCCGACCCACCACAAGCCCAACAAGGGGCACCAGAGAAAAGGCCAAACCGGUCAACAGCAAAGGCCCAAGAUGCGCGCCAGGUCAAAAGCCAAUCCGGCCCACCACAAGCCCAACAAGGGGCACCAGAGAAAAGGCCAAACCGGCCAACAGCAAAGGCCCAAGAUGCGCGCCAGGUCAGAGGCCAAUCCGGCCUACCACAAGCCCAACAAGGGGCGCCAAAGAAAAGGCCAAACCGGUCAACAGCACAGGACCAAGAUGUGGUCAAGAUCAGGGACAAAUCAAGUCAAGGUCCAUUUCUAUGUCCAUGUCCAAGUCCAUGUCCAAGUCCAAUUCCUUUCCAAAUGGCCAAACAAUGUCCACAGUGAAGAACAGACUCCACUACCAACCACUGGUUCCAUCUUGCCUAUGAACCUGGCACGUUAG
Phycomyces blakesleeanus NRRL 1555(-) is the source of this 1098-nucleotide messenger RNA. RefSeq lists its product as hypothetical. The record is from RefSeq and is a predicted model, not a curated record. The coding region runs from base 1 to 1098 and encodes 365 amino acids. NCBI's taxonomy places the organism in Eukaryota, Fungi, Mucoromycota, Mucoromycetes, Mucorales, Phycomycetaceae. The transcript has 8 exons.